AUGGGUCUCGGUAAAACAUCCAUCAAGCUGCGUGGUGCCGAGGUGGGAAUCGAGGCAAUCAUGCUGGGUUGUGUCACAUCGAUAGGUGGUUUUCUAUUCGGUUACGAUACCGGACAAAUUUCCAGUAUGCUUCUGUUCGUUGACUUCAGGCGUCGCUUCGGCCAGUACCAGAAUCCUGAUGGUACGUGGGCGUUCGAUACCGAGAUCCAGUCUCUGGUUGUUUCCAUGAUGUCCAUUGGUACGCUCAUCGGUGCCCUUGCGGGUGCCUACACCGCCGACUGGUUUGGUCGACGACGCAGUCUGUCCAUUGGCGUUGCUAUUUUCGUCCUUGGAAAUAUUGUCCAGAUUACUGCAAUGUACUCCUGGGUCCAUUUGAUGGUCGGUCGUAUCGUCGCUGGUCUGGGGGUUGGCAUCCUCUCGAUCGGUGUACCCAUGUUCCAGUCCGAAUGCUGCCCUCGAGAGAUCCGAGGCGCAGUGGUCGCAUCGUACCAGCUCAUGAUCACUAUCGGUAUCCUCAUCUCGAACAUCAUUAAUUAUGGCGUUCGCGAUAGCCCCGGUCAAGAUGGCGACGCCUCCUGGAGAAUCGUCAUUGGUCUCGGAAUAUGCUUCUCCCUUCCCCUCGGCAUCGGUGUCCUCUUCUCCCCGGAAUCUCCCCGCUGGCUUGCCGGUAAAGGUCGCUGGGAGGAAGCUCGUAUGUCGCUUGCCCGCCUCCGUGGCAAAAAAGACGACCCCAACGACGAAUUUGUCAACGACGACUUCAAGGAGAUGCAAGAAUCGAUCGCGGAGCAGGCCAAGGCCGGUCAGGGUACCUGGGUCGAGUGCUUCACUGGCCAGCCCUCUAACAUUCCUCGCCUUGUAUACCGUACCUUCUUGGGCUGUGCACUCCAGUUCUUGCAGCAGUGGACCGGAGUCAACUAUUUCUUCUACUACGGAGCCACCAUCUUUGAGUCCGCCGGUAUCGACGAUCCGAUCCAGACACAAUUGAUUCUCGGUGCGGUCAACGUUGCUAUGACUGUCCCCGGUCUCUGGAUGAUUGAGCGUUUCGGCCGCCGCAUGCCUUUGGUCUUCGGUGGUUUCUGGCAGGCAGCUUGGUUGCUCAUCUUCGCCAUCAUCGGCAUUGUCCGCCCACCCACAGAGUACGCCUCUUCCGGCAUCGUCAUGAUCGUUUGCGCCUGCAUGUUUAUCGCAUCUUUCGCUUCCACCUGGGGACCCUUCGUUUGGGUCGUCAUUGGCGAGACAUUCCCACUUCGUACCCGUGCUAAGCAGGCUUCGCUCGCGACCGCCUUCAACUGGCUCGGUAACUUCCUGAUCGGUUUCCUGACUCCCUACGCCAACGCUGGUAUCGGCUACGCUUUUGGUUUCGUCUUCUUCGCCUGCAACUUCGUCGCCGCAGCUAUCGUCUACUUCUUUGUUUUCGAGACCAAGUCUUUGACUCUCGAGAGCGUCAACGAUAUGUAUAUGGACUUGAGUGUCAAGGCGACCAGCAGUAAGAGCUGGGUUCCUGCCGGGUAUGUCGACCGCAACACGCGCGAUGAGUCUUACUGGCACCGCCGCACUUCGAUCUUGGACGAGCGCGCAGGCGCUGCACACGUUCCCAGGUCGGUCGAUGAGAAAAUCGAUGAGAAGGACUCCGAUGGCACUCCUCGCAACAGAUCCAUGCACCGCGAGACCCUUGGUGACGACAGGGUUGUAUAA
This is a messenger RNA of Didymella exigua CBS 183.55, 1695 nucleotides long. Its product is annotated as high affinity glucose transporter ght1. The transcript is spliced from 2 exons. Gene Ontology annotation, molecular function: carbohydrate:proton symporter activity. Gene Ontology annotation, cellular component: membrane. Lineage: Eukaryota; Fungi; Ascomycota; Dothideomycetes; Pleosporales; Didymellaceae. Bases 1 to 1695 code for a protein of 564 amino acids. Gene Ontology annotation, biological process: transmembrane transport; carbohydrate transport. The record is from RefSeq and is a predicted model, not a curated record.